AGAACCUGGAUCCUAAGAAACAACGGAGACAGAGGAAUCCUUGCCAUUCUCUUCUUCUUCUUUCUCCCUGUCUCUGUUCAAUUCAUUCUCGGGUUAUUUCUAUUGUCAGGAAUUUAUUCUUGAUCAACUAUACACGCUCAUUUAUUUAUACAUACAUAUCAGCAUGGCAUCCAUGCCUUUGCGGGCUAAAUCUGUACAUAAUUUAGAAGAUUUACGAAGCUGUUGCUUCGGUAAUACUCAAUCUUUGAUGCCUAACAAGGGUUUUGUGAGUUUUUAUAGCCGGAGCAGGAAUCAUCAAAACCAGAUUUGCCAAGCACCCCGGCUUAGUAUUAGUUCUGCUGCUGCCUCUGCCUCUGCCUCGGUUGUAAAUGAUAAUACUAACGAUUAUAGUUGCAGCAGCAGUACUCAUUUAUCUGUAUUUAAUCCUCAUUCAGCUUCAAUUUAUAACAAUGCUUGUAUUUCUUCCAAAAAUAAGAAAAGGGUGUUUGAUAAGGAGGAAAGUGAUUUUUCUGGGAAUCUUGAUCGCUGGGUUAAAGAAUCCGUUGUCGAGAUAUUGAAUAACCUCGAUGAAGCACCUUUUCUUGUGCACAUCUACUCUGAUGGCGAAGAGGCAUCUGUAUCCAUGAGCAACACCAGAUUAGUAAAAGAGAAGGCAGAUGCACAGAGCUGGCCCCGUAUCAAAGGAAGAUGGGGUGGAGGUAGCCCCUCUCCUAGUGGCAUUAUCUUGGUCGAAGAAAUGAGCACUGAAGAUGCUCUUAGCUCUGAUGGUGAAAACCUUGGAAGUUUGGGAAUGGAUUAUGAUUCGCGUUCUUCUUCAACCAAAGUAUGGGGUAUACUGAUUCAAGGCAAAGGUUCAACUUGCCCUGCUUGUUACAUCCUGAAAACUUGCCGAGUGAGGUCUAUUGCAGGGUUCUGCACUCACUUUUGUUUAGUGAGAGUGAAGUGCUUCUUUGAAAGUGUAGAUAUACAGCUCAAGAAAUUGUGGCUGGUGUAAACAUCUUAUUCUUAAUAUUCUAUUUAUUGAAUGAAAUAUACAGCUCAAGAAAUUGUGGCUGGUGUAAACAUCUUAUUUUUAACGUUCAAUUUGAUUGAAUCAAAUCUAACAAACCCUAUGAGAGGCCAUUCAAAA
This is a messenger RNA of Coffea arabica (coffee), 1129 nucleotides long. RefSeq lists its product as uncharacterized. The record is from RefSeq and is a predicted model, not a curated record. NCBI's taxonomy places the organism in Eukaryota, Viridiplantae, Streptophyta, Magnoliopsida, Gentianales, Rubiaceae.